Exophiala spinifera is the source of this 2256-nucleotide messenger RNA. RefSeq lists its product as uncharacterized. Gene Ontology annotation, biological process: positive regulation of transcription from RNA polymerase II promoter by galactose; DNA-templated transcription. The transcript has 5 exons. Gene Ontology annotation, molecular function: zinc ion binding; RNA polymerase II cis-regulatory region sequence-specific DNA binding; DNA-binding transcription factor activity, RNA polymerase II-specific. The record is from RefSeq and is a predicted model, not a curated record. The coding region runs from base 1 to 2256 and encodes 751 amino acids. Gene Ontology annotation, cellular component: nucleus. Lineage: Eukaryota; Fungi; Ascomycota; Eurotiomycetes; Chaetothyriales; Herpotrichiellaceae.
AUGCCUCGGCCCAAAGUCCGUCCCGAAGACCGUCAGCGAGCGGUCAAGGCGUGCAUCCCGUGCAAAUCGUCCAAGAAGAGAUGCGAUGCUCAGCAACCGUGUUCGAAUUGUGUGAGGAAAAGGGCGGCAGAGACGUGCGAAUAUGCAGAGUCCAUGGUCCGACCUCGCGGCAUCCACGCCCACACGGCCAGAGCCGCAAGUGUUCAACAUUCGUCUACUACCGCCGUCGCCAAGGGCGACCAUGAACGCGACACAAGUACGAAAUCACCGGUCGAGGAGGAGUAUCAGUCGCCAGUAUCGGCGACUGGCAAGCGCAAAAGAUCGCCUGCGCGGGGUGCGUCGACUCUACGCAGACUCAGCGGCGGCCGAUUGCUGUUAAACUCCCGAGGCGAGAAAGUAUACGUCGGUGGUACAGCAUCGCUUUCGUUCUUGCAGUUCCUUCGCCACACCCUCAAGCAGCAGAUGGGUCCGUCGGUUUUCACAGAUAAUGAUCGACGAAAUGUCAUGCUCGAAGUACGGAGCCCGGAAGACACGAACGCCAUCUUCGAAGAGGACGAAAGCCAGAAACGGGCAUUGGUUGAGAUCUAUUUUGCUGCGACAAAUGGCUUUCUCGAUUUGUUUACGCGCGACGAGAUCGAAGCAUACCUGACGGGCGCCACCACGCCCGCUGACGGCGUUCAUGAAUACGCACCUGUAGCACUCGACCUGGUCGUCGCCAUUGGCGGUCAGUGUCGCGCACUUGGACCCCACGACUUGCGCUACGCUGUACGAUGCUUUUCGCGGGCGCAGAAAGCAGCCAUGGCGUCUGCGCUGGAAGACCCGUGCUUGGACAUGGUGCGCUGCUUCCUUCUCAUGGCGUUCUACAUGUUGGGCGCGUGCCGAAGGAAUGCCGCAUUCAUGUACGUUGGCAUCGCAGCACAAGCAUCCUCCGCGCUCGGGUUACAUGUCACUGAAGAAUAUCGCCACUUUACCGUUGCCGAGAGGAGUGUUCGACUACGGACGUUGAAGAGUCUCCGCGUUCUCGAUGUAUUGGUCUGUUCGAUCCUCGGCCGGACCUAUUCCACACCCGCAGUACGUAUCGACAGCGCAAGUUUUACCGGCAUGCACGUCCAGCCCGCCAAGCCGAGAGACAUGGCUCUCAACGCUAGUUUCGGUGCGUGCGAACUGAUCGCCGAGAUCAUGUAUAGUCUCGACGGUAAUAUCUCCAAUCCGAUCGACACUCCCACGGCAAAGCGGUUUCUCGAACGUUUGAGGAGUUGGAGCGCCAAUCUCCCGCUUGAGAUCCGUCGAUUUGAAACGACAGGCAAAGAGCCGCUCAAUUCCACGGAUCAGGAGUGCAUCAUCGGAAGUAUCCACGUGAGUUGCGUGUAUUACUUUGCCGUGAUGCUGGUGACGAGACCAUUUCUCAUCAAUCAUCUCAUGGCACGAUUGCCAGGCGCCUCAUCGAAAGAAGCCGCGCAGACCAGGCACUUUGAAGACGCGGCGAGGGCACAGGAUUCAGAAGCGGUGAAUCUCGCGCAGGCUUGUAUCGACUCGGCGAUCCUCAUGGCGCAGACGUGCUUUGAUGCAUUGCAGGGUGGGAUCUUGUUGCAGAACAUGUGUAUCAUGAAGGCGUGGGUCUUCGCAGCUGGUUUGGUCCUAGGAUUCUCCAUGUUUGCGCAAGGAGAGUCUCCAUUCGACAUGGAUGAAUCGUUCAACGGGGCGAGAGAAGUACUCAAGAAACUAGCCGAGCACAGCCCCCAGGCAGAACAUUACUAUGAUAUCCUAAUCGGAUUCGCCGACGCCAUACAGCGACAUAGGCAGCACUUGUCGCGCGAAAAGAGACGUGCGAGCGGCAAGUACGUCAACAGGAUCUUGUCUCUCGACGUCAAUGUCAAUCUCGGCGGCGGGGGCGGCAGUAAUACUAAGAACAAUGCCAACAUAUCGAGCGCGGGGUCCCAAGCUACGUUCUCUCCGGGCAGUAUACUGGAUUUGAGAGAUAGGGACAGGGAUACCGUGGCAUCUUCAACGAACCAAAUGACGGAUGUCGAGUUCGCUGCUUCUGCUACGCCGGCAGAUGCUGACGUUCUACCAUCAUCUCUCGCUCACGCUCAUGCUGAUGGGCAGACACCGUUCCAGUUACUCGGUACGCCGCAUUUUCCUGUAGACUCUGGAGGGUUCGACUUUGGGCUUUUCGGCUGGGAUAAUUUCGCCAUGCAGAUUUCGGAGAAUUUCUCGUUUGACAACUACGAGGAUACCUGGGGGCCAGCGGAAUAA